Messenger RNA from Capsella rubella, 4823 nucleotides. RefSeq names its product probable disease resistance protein RPP1. The record is from RefSeq and is a predicted model, not a curated record. NCBI's taxonomy places the organism in Eukaryota, Viridiplantae, Streptophyta, Magnoliopsida, Brassicales, Brassicaceae. The transcript is spliced from 6 exons. Gene Ontology annotation, molecular function: protein binding; ADP binding. Bases 54 to 3761 code for a protein of 1235 amino acids. Gene Ontology annotation, biological process: signal transduction; defense response.
UACAUAGCUCUCUUUAACGCUCUCUCCAAUCAUCUUUCCAAUCAUACUUGCUAAUGGAUUCUUCUUCUUUUUUCCUUACCACUAUUGUUGCUGCAACAAUAGGCUUGUUCACGAUUUUAAGAAAACUCAGACUCCAUCAAGAAGAUGACGAAGAAGCUUCAUCUCCUCCAUCUUCUUUGUCUCCGUCAUCUUCUCCAUCUUCUCUAAAUCGCAUAUGGACACACCAUGUCUUUCCAAGCUUCCGUGGGGAAGAUGUCCGUAGAGACUUUCUUAGUCACAUUCAGAUGGAGUUUCAAAGAAUGGGAAUCACACCAUUCAUUGAUAAUGAGAUCAAGAGAGGAGAAUCCAUCGGUCCUGAACUCAUUCGGGCCAUUAGAGGAUCCAAGAUCGCAAUUAUCUUACUCUCGAGAAACUACGCUUCUUCGAGUUGGUGUCUUGACGAAUUGGUGGAAAUUAUGAAGUGCAAGGAAGAAUUGGGUCAAAUAGUGAUGGUUGUUUUCUAUAAAGUGGAUCCCUCUGAUGUGAAAAAACUAACCGGAGAAUUUGGGAAAAUCUUCAGAAAAACUUGUGCCGGUAAAACAAAGCAGGACACUGGGAGAUGGAGACAAGCUUUGGCUAAAGUAGCCACAAUCGCUGGUUACCAUUCAAGAAACUGGGAUAAUGAAGCGGCUAUGAUCAAACAAAUCUCUACUGAUAUUUCCAACGAGUUGAAUAAUUCAGCAUUAUCAAGUGAUUUUGACGGGUUGGUUGGUAUGAGAGCUCAUUUGAAGAAGAUGGAACCAUUGUUAUGCCUAGAUUCAGAUGAAGUGAGGAUGAUCGGGAUUUGGGGUCCUUCUGGGAUCGGGAAAACCACCAUUGCUAGAGUUGCAUACAACAAAUUCUCCAAUAAUUUUCAGCUAAGUGUCUUUAUGGAAUCUAUAGAAGUAAAGUAUACAAGACCUUGUUCUGAUGACUAUAGUGCAAAGUUGCACUUACAACAAUUAUUUAUGUCUCAAAUAACUAACCAAAAUGAUAUGAAGAUUUCUCAUUUAGGAGUUGUUAAAGACAGACUAAAAGACAAGAAAGUUCUUGUUAUUCUUGAUGGUGUGGACCAGUCAAUACAACUAGAAGCCAUGGCGAAAGAAACUCGGUGGUUUGGUCCUGGGAGUCGGAUUAUCAUCACAACGCAAAAUCGAAAGAUUUUUAGGACACAUGGGAUCAACCAUAUUUACAAGGUGGACUUUCCACCAGAUGACGAGGCUUUUCAAAUCUUUUGCACGUAUGCUUUUGGUCAAAAUUCCCCUGAAUAUGGGUUUAAAGAACUAUCUCAAGAAGUUACAAAACUUGCUGGUAAUCUCCCUUUGGGUUUAAGGGUUAUGGGCUCUUAUUUUCGAGGAAUGUCUAAGAAAGAGUGGGAAAAGGAAUUACCAAGGCUAAGGAAUAGCCUUGACUCUGAUAUUCAUAGCAUUUUGAAGUUCAGUUAUGAGGUCUUAGAUGACGAAGAAAAAUACUUGUUUCUUCAUAUAGCUUGCUUUUUUAAUCAUCAAGUGAUUGAGAAAGUGGUUGCUCAUCUUGCAUAUCUAUUCUACGAUGUGAGACAAGGGCUUAACGUCUUAGCUGAGAAAUCUCUCAUAACUAUAGAGCAUGGAAGAAUAAAUAUGCAUAAUCUGCUAGUCAAACUUGGUAGAGAUUUAGUUCGCAAACAGUAUGUUCGUGAGCCUGGACAACGUCUAUAUUUAGUUGAUGCAAGAGAAAUUUGUGAAAUACUCACUGAUGAUGUAGGAGCUAAUAGAAGAUUAAUAGGCAUAAAUUUCGAUUCCGGCACCAACGUCAAGAAAAAUAUUAAUAUAAGUGAGAAAGCCUUUCAAGGAAUGACUAAUCUCCGGUUCUUAAAAUUCCAGGGGGGUAACAAUACUGUAGAUCUACCCUAUGGUCUAGAGUAUAUGUCUCAAAAUCUUCGAUUAUUACAAUGGCCCUAUUUUCCAAUGACAUGUUUGCCUCUGAUAUUCAACUCGGAAUUCCUAGUUGAAAUAGAGUUGAGGUAUAGCAAACUUGAGAAGCUGUGGGAAGGAAUUAAACCGCUUCCAAAUCUCAAGUGGAUGGAUUUGAGUUGGUCUAAAAACCUAAAGGAGCUUCCUGAUCUCUCAACAGCCACCAAUCUUUUGGAAUUGGAUCUCAGAGAUUGCUCCAGCCUGGUGAAGCUCCCAUCGACUAUUGGGUAUACUAAAAAUCUUCAGAAAUUGAAUCUUUGUGGUUGCUCAAGUUUGAUAAGUCUCCCCUCUUUCAUUGGAACUUCCACUAAUCUGCAAAUAUUAAAUCUCGGUGGAUGCUCAAGUCUAGUGGAUCUUCCUUCCUUUGUUGGUAAUUUCAUCAAUCUAAGAGAUUUGGAUCUUAGCAAUUUAGCAAGUUUGGUGGAGCUUCCUUCUUUUGAUGGUAAUUUCAUCAAUCUAAGAACAUUGAAUCUUAGCCGUUUAUCAAGUCUAGUGGAGCUUCCUUCCUUUGUUGGUAAUGCCAUGAAUCUUGAGAGUUUGGACCUUAGCGAUUGCUCAAGUCUGGUAAAGCUUCCCUUUUCUAUUGGAAACCUCCAGAAGCUGCAGUAUUUGUUCUUAACCGGGUGCUCGAGUCUAGUGGAGCUUCCUUCCUUUGUUGGUAAUGCCAUGAAUCUUGAGAGUUUGGACCUUAGCGAUUGCUCAAGUCUGGUAAAGCUUCCCUUUUCUAUUGGAAACCUUCAAAAGCUGGAGGCUUUGAGACUACAAGGAUGCUCGAAGCUAGAGUUUCUUCCGACCGACAUCAAUUUGAAAUAUCUCUAUGAACUUGAUCUCACGAAUUGCUUACUGUUGAAAUUGUUUCCUGAGAUCUCCACGAGCCUUAGAACUCUCAAAAUCAUAGGAACUGCAAUAGAAGAAGUGCCUUCAUCAAUCAAAUCUUGGUCUCGUCUCACAUUUUUGAGUAUGACAUAUAGUGUAAAACUCAAGGAAUGUCCUCAUGCUUUUGACGUCAUCACAGAUCUGUACGUGAACGAUGAAGAAAUACAAGAGCUUCCUCCAUGGGUCAACGAAUUCUCUCGUCUGCAUCAACUCGUGCUCAAGGGAUGCAAAAAGCUGGUGUCAAUCCCACAGAUUCCAGAUUCCCUCACUUACAUAACUGCAAUUGAUUGUGAGUCCUUGGAAGAGUUUCCUCCGUGGAUCAACAAAUCCUCUCGUCUGCAUCAACUCGUGCUCAAGGGAUGCAAAAAGCUGGUAUCACUCCCACAGAUUCCAGAUUCCCUCACUUACAUAAUUGCAGAAGAUUGUGAGUCCCUAGAGAGACUAGAUUGCUCCUUUCCAAAUCCAUAUAUUUCUCGUCUCAAUUUUGCUAAGUGCUUCAAAUUGAAUCAAGAAGCCAGAGACCUCAUCAUCGGAGCACGGCCUAGUGAAUUUACCGUCUUACCUGGCGGAGAAGUGCCUGCAUACUUCACUCACCGAACUGUUACCGGAGGUUCCUUGACAAUUAAUUUAAACGAGAAGCCUCUUCCUAUAUCCAUGAGAUUUAAAGCUUGCAUUUUGCUGGUUAAUGAAAGUGACGAUGAGACUUGCUCUCACGUUUCUGUUACGUGUAAAAAUAGCGAGAGAACAAUAUAUGACAUUUUUACAGAGCAUUUGUACAUAUUCGAAGUGGAAAUGGACGUGACUUCCAGCGAGCUUGUCUUUGAGUUCAAGGUUCGCCGAAACGUUUGGGAGACAAGACAGUGCAAUUGGAAGAUAGGACAAUGCGGGGUAAUCCAAGUCUCUGAGAUCCCUUGAUGAAACUGUAGUCUACGGUAAAGUAUUGGAGACGGUCACUACAAUUCAAGAGAACACUGAGAGAAGCAAGAAGCAGAUCGGUUCUAAUCAUAAUUUAAUGAAUGAUCUGGACGCAGCUAAGCUCAGAACAUCUCAAUUGGAGGCUGUUCUUGAGGCGACCAUAGAGAAGGUGGAUGCUAAGACCCUUUACUUGAAGGAGCGUGAGAAGAUGUUGAAAGUCAGAUCCAGAGUUUGCAGUUUGCUUCAUACAGUGAUGAGGUUUGUAUUGGGAAGUCAACGGAUGCAAGUAUAGAAAUUAGCUAAUGAUGAGGGAAUGAAUGUGGUAGGACAAUAAUUAGAUCGUCUGUUCUGUAUCUGAGGCUAUGGAGCUUUAUCAUCAUAUCUGUAGUUGCAGCUGCCACUUCUGUCUAGUAACAACUUCCACACUAAUCAGAUGGUUAAGUGUUGUUGAUAAGAAAACGUUCCAAAGCACCUUUCAUGUUUUGAUUCUUCUUCUUUUUUUGUUUGGCUAACGAUCUCGGUUUUUGGCUCUAAAAGGUGUUCUGAAAAUUUGGGAGCAAGAUCUUUCCAAGGAUAUAAUAAUCAUCUUCUGAUUUCUUGUGGUUUGAUGGGAAAUUUGCUCUCAAAGUUGGAUGUUCGCAGGUCGUAUCAGUCAAGAUCUGUCUUGGGAAAUUGGCCGUAACUCUCAAACCGGAACUCCAAAUCGUGAUCCGUUUUUUCCUGUGGUUUCGUAUGACUGUUAUUGAUAUUCCACCAAAUUUUGUAAGUUUCUGGGUUUUUUUGCUACUCCGUUUGUCCUCUGCAUCAAGACAGAUACAAAUACUGCAGUGAAAUCAGUAGUGAAGAAAGGUAAUGCAUUCAUUGGUCUGUAUUGUGUCUGUUUGUCCUUGAAUGCUUUCUCUUGAAUGAGUGAGUAAGUGAAAGAGUUGAGUCUGUUUAUGACAUGUUGGCAAGCUAAUUUGUUUUACAGUUUUAUUACUUUUGAGUUUUAUAGUUUUUGUUCUUAAAAGAGUUGCGUCUCUUGUAUGGUUUCUGUUCAUGAAUGAGUUUGUGUUUCGAUCA